Messenger RNA from Geodia barretti, 1701 nucleotides. The record is from the annotation of a GenBank genome assembly. Lineage: Eukaryota; Metazoa; Porifera; Demospongiae; Tetractinellida; Geodiidae.
AUGCGCAAUAGAGGCUUUGGCCUGUCGUCGGUCGGUCGGGACCUCGGUCGGGACCUCGGUCGGCUCGAUCGGCCGCGACACGAGGGUCGGAUGGCGCUGCUGCUGAGGAAGAGAUGCUGGACAAGUUUGUUUGUACUGUUAGUCCUCGUCAUGUGCAUGUUUUGUCUCACCUACACCGGGCUCCAGCCCCUGAGGGCCUGGACGACUUGGCGCCAAGCUCCCACCACGGUUCAACUUUCGCCGGAGUCUCAUGCGCCUCUCUCGCAAACCCUUUACGGUUUACCGUCCGCGGCAUCGCAAGCUAAGUCGCUGCAGAAUCUCCAAAAUUCACAAUAUUCCUCCGUCACGACUGCAAGCAUCGUGAGUAGAACGUCAGUCGUCCCAGGCACCAUUUCAACCGUUUCCUCAUCUUUCGUCUCCUCUGAGAGCACUGCAGACACAGGCAAAAGGAUUUUCAUACUAACGCAGUCGUUUGGCGGGCAGCUGACGCGAGCCGUGAAGAACAUGAUGGUGCAGCAGUGCUGGGCUAGAGAUCUGGGCCCUGACGUCACAAUCCUGGAACCAUUCUCCCAUAAUUCCCAGCUCCUGCACACGCCACAGAUCUGGGAGUCUGUCAAACGAGGACAGACCCAAAACGUGGCACGGUUCAGCGACUACUUCGAUCUAGAGUUGUACAACGCUGCAUCGCUGAAAGACGAAGGGGCACCCCUCAUUAAGUGGGAGGAGUUCCUAAUCCAGGCUCCGCGACAGGCGGUUGUGGUGGUAACGCCACAGGGCUCGUGCUCUCAAAUCAUCAACCGCCACCUACACACCGCAGUCAACAGACUCUUCAAAGAUUUCCUAAAGACCCUCGAAAACAUGAACUUCAAAAUCCUCAAGAUAGUGCCCGUCGACUGCUACGAUAAGCAGAAACUGAAUCAGCUGUUGUUGGCAAACAUGCACAAUGCGACAAUUGUCUUCAACUCCUGGCGAAACUACAACGUGGCCAGGACUUGGCUGGGAGUCAGCACCAGGUGUGGCAUCUCUGAUAAGUACCCAGCAGACAGACUCAGACCCAGCGCCAUAAUGAAGAGACAUACUCACAAGUACCGGGCAGAGGUCCUGGGGGCCAACAAGACCAUAGCUAUAAUGCUGCGAGUUGAGAGGUUCCUGACUCUUAAAUCAUCUCGUGCAGUUGAUGACACUGUCGAGUCAUGCCUGGAGAAGACUCUGGGUGUGUACUCUGACCUGAGAGAGGAUCCGCGCUGGUCUAACAGUAGCCCGUUUCUCACUCUGGACAUUGGGCGAUACGGCAGCGGUCUCAUGCAGAGCAACAAGACAGUUCAGAGAAUGGACGAGUCCCUAGACUCAGUCACUGCGUCAGUGACACAGUUUCUGGUGAAGGUGUAUGGAGGGAGAUGGACGAGUCUGGAGGAAUGGGAGGACAGUUUCCUAGUGGCAACGGAGGGCAUCGCGGAGAGGGGCUACGUUGCUAUGCUCCAGAGGCAGAUUGCCGUGGAGUCAGAUUGCCUCGUUCUGAUGGGCGGAGGCUCGUUUCAGGAGGUGGCGGCUAACCAUUACCUCAUCGCUCACCCAGACCCCGCCCACCAGUGUCUGCACGUGGUCUGCUCGGCCACAGCUCUCACAACAACUCUGGAGAACUCACAACAGCGGUGGAGGAACAAGAAGCCAGCUAUGGGAAGACUCCCACAUCAACACUGA